Molecule: messenger RNA, 2531 nt
Organism: Epinephelus moara (kelp grouper)
Lineage: Eukaryota; Metazoa; Chordata; Actinopteri; Perciformes; Serranidae
Gene: lpcat3
Product: lysophosphatidylcholine acyltransferase 3
Exons: 13
Coding region: 82-1479 (465 amino acids)
Biological process (GO): phosphatidylcholine biosynthetic process; lipid modification
Cellular component (GO): membrane
Molecular function (GO): 1-acylglycerophosphocholine O-acyltransferase activity; lysophospholipid acyltransferase activity
Source: RefSeq, a predicted model, not a curated record
UAUGUGUGUGUGUGGAUGUCUGCCGUGAGUCAGUAGAGUUCACUGAACCGUCGCGAGGAGACGUUUCCGCCCACAAGAAAGAUGGCGGCUCCCUUGCUGGAGAAUCUGUCGGAGUCCCUAGGUUCCCCGGAGCCAGCGGUUCGCCUCAUUUUGUCUAUUUUAAUCGGGUAUCCCUGUGCUCUGGUGUACCGGCAGUUCUUUUUCUCCAAGCCUGCCACAGUUGUGCAUUUGUUCCACACGCUCUCUGGACUGGCUCUGGCAGCAUUCAACUUUGCAGGCUCUCAGAUCUAUCACUCUGCAGUAUGCGUCCUUGUCCAAUUCCUGAUGCUGAGGCUCAUGGGAAGGACGGUAACAACUGUCCUGAGCAGCUUUAUCUUUCAAAUGGUAUACCUGCUGGCAGGGUAUUAUUACACAGCGACAGAGGAGUAUGACAUCAAGUGGACCAUGCCCCAUUGUGUCCUCACACUCAAACUCGUCGGUUUGUCAUUUGAUUACUAUGACGGCGGGAAGGAACCAUCUCAGCUGAGCGUAGAGCAGAGGAGCGCAGCCCUGCCGUCUGUGCCCUCUCUGCUUGAGGUGUGCGGCUUCUCCUACUUCUAUGGAGGCUUCCUGGUGGGGCCCCAGUUUACACUGCGCAGCUACCAGAGGCUGGUGGCAGGGGAGCUCACUGACUGCCCUGGAAAGCCUCCGAACAGUGGUAUACCGGCUCUAAAGAGGUUUGGCCUGGGCUUUCUCUGCCUGAUGAUAUUUACAAUAUUUAGUCCAUACUACCCAGACAGCUACUACUUAACAGAUGAGUAUGAGGCUCAGCCCUUCUGGUAUCGCUGUGUGUUUAUUCUGCUUUGGGCUAAAAUCACCCUGUAUAAAUAUGUCAGCUGUUGGGUUAUAGCGGAGGGUGUAUGUAUAUUAACGGGACUGGGCUACAAUGGUGUAGUGGAUGGUGAGCACAAGUGGGACGCCUGUGCCAAUAUGAAGGUGUGGCUCUUUGAAACCACACCGCUUUUUGGAGGAACCAUCUCUUCCUUCAACAUUAACACAAACGCCUGGGCUGCCAGGCACGUCUUCAAACGGUUGAAGUUCCUGGGCAAUAAGACCCUGUCUCAUGUGGCCACACUCCUCUUUCUGACCAUUUGGCAUGGUCUCCACUCCGGAUACAUAUUGUGUUUCUCCAUGGAGUUCUUCAUCAUCACUGUAGAGAGACAGGCCCAGGCACUAGUGAAGGACAGUCCCUCGCUGACGAAGCUGGCCAACAGCGCGCUCUACCCCCUCAUCUACAUCGUCCAGCAGUUUAUCCACUGGCUCUUCAUGGGCUACCCCCUCGUGCCAUUCUGCCUCUUCACCUAUGACAAAUGGCUCAAGGUGUAUUCGUCCGUCUAUUUCUGUGGUCACCUAUUCUUCCUCGUAGCCUAUUUAAUCAUGCCAUACCUCCGUAAGGCGCUGGUGCCUAAGAAAGAACGGAGUGAGAAGAAGCAGGAUUAAAACUUGGUACUAAGACUCGGCAUGGUCCGUCUAAGGCGAAAUAUUCACUGAAGGGAACUGUGACUUUCGAGGAGCAGAAUGGAAAAUAUUUUAAGGCCUUUAGUAAUAUAUAUGUCCAUGUAAAAAUAAAUUUCUAUAUAUUUUUGUGUUUUAAAUGGGAAGGGUGUUUUUAUAAACAUUUGGAGAAAUGUUUACAGGAAAUGACCAUCGUGCCACAUGGGGUAAUUGUGAGCCAAUCAGGGGCGAUUUCCUGUUUUUUUUUGUUUUGUUUUUUUGGUAAAGUCAUGUUGGACUUGUGGAACUUGAGAGACUUACAUGCUGUCGACACAGAAUUGCACUCAACAGUCACGGGUUCAGAGUCUGUCAUUGGCUCUGAUAUGUGUUUCUUUUUUUUGUUUCAUUUCUUUCUCUCACGUCUACCACCUGCAUUUAGCAGCCGCAACACGACUUCACAGGAGGUUAAAGCACAGCGCCAGCGUGUGUGGCACUUUCUAAUGUAAUAAUACAAAAAAUGCUUUCUGCAAAAGACAGAUGAUUAUAAUAAUAGUAAUAAUCAGGGGGUUGUUUGUUGAAAAUGGCUGCCAGUGGUUAUACAAGCACUGUAAAUCACACACUGUACACUAAUCCCCAACUCAAAAAUGGCCUUGUAUUAAUGAAUGUUUUUACAGUACAUUUGUUUUGGUUUUAAUUUGAUUUGUGAUGGAAAAAAAAAAGACUUGAUUUUAUAGAAUUUUAACAGCUUUUAUGAAAAAGAACAUUUUGUAGCUUUGGGAUAAGAUUUCAUGAAAUAUUUUGCAUUGCUCCCUCGCCUUUCCUCGUUUGUUUCUGGUUUCCUCCUCUCCCUCAGUUCAAUCUCCACUCCUCUGUCUGCCUUGAUUCAAGCCCUCAGCUCUGAAAUGCACAGAUUGUGAGAAUGAAUAAUUUCAGAUGGAGACUUGCACACUGCCCAAACAUACCGUCACUACAGUUAAUGGUUGUGGUUCAUCCUACAGUCACUCUGAUCUCCAUAAAUAGGGUGUUGUUUUGAAUUGAAUUGUCUCAUUUUUUAUUUU